Messenger RNA from Rodentolepis nana, 1779 nucleotides. NCBI's taxonomy places the organism in Eukaryota, Metazoa, Platyhelminthes, Cestoda, Cyclophyllidea, Hymenolepididae. The record is from the annotation of a GenBank genome assembly.
AUGAAUGGAGUUCCCUUCAAACUUACCAGAGACUGUCGAACUGGCGACUCUGAUGAUAUUAUGAGUCGUUAUUCAGUUCACCCAAAAUCCCGUGAGGCUAUUGAAGAUGAGUUGGAUGAGCUCUUACUCGGAGAUGACCUGGUUAUUAUGAAGCUAACAAGGAUGUUUCACUCAACUUCGAGCAGAUUUCAAGACAAUCCCGAAACUGUUCAACUCUUGCAGGAUUUCAUUAAGCGCAUACGCUCAUCACCUUUGGACGCCUAUCCAAUGCUCUUGGAACUGAAGUUAAUAUUUAAUAAAAAUUUACGCCAAUUCACUGAGCCUUUAGCGAAGACUAGAUCACAGCAGCAUAAACUUAUGCUAUCAAUUUCGACCAGAACUUCAUCGAAUGCCUCUCUUGAAGCACCUCCUAAACGUCGAAGAGUGGAAUUUACUACCCUUGUCGAUUCACCUCAAAGUAUUGAAAUUGACCAAGAGGAUGAAGAGGAAAAGGAUCGAGAUGUUGUUUCCAGUGUCCGGAAACGAAUCCGUUCUGUCAAAUCUUCGAAUCUUCUUGCUCGUCCUAAUAAAAGGCGUAAGUCGGUUGCAAAAGUGCAGCGAACUGAUUCCAAAAACUUCUACGAAUUGCGUAAUUUAGAAAGAACUAUGCUUCACAUUUCUAAUGAGAUCCAGCAGCUGGAAGAGGCUGAAGUAGAUUUUAGUGACGAAGAAAAUUCAGAGUAUUUGCGUAUAGAUGUCCUCAAACGUCAGGAAUUGAAAUUAUGGAGGGAAUAUUGUCGUCUAAAAGGCUCAAAUCCCAACGUGGCUAGAUUUGAUCGUCAGGCGUUCCGAUAUAAUGGUUCCCGAUUUACCGAAAUUAAUAAGGCUGUGGAAAAGCUCGUCAAGUCCUCCCCCAAUAUGCCCGACUAUCCCGAUGUUCGUAACUUAGUAGUGGACUUAUACUCCACACUCUCUCCGCAUUCAUCCCCAAAGGCGAUUGACCAAGAAGCUCAGAGGAUUUUCGUUGAGGUCUGCCAAAAAUUGAAGAAUCGUAGGGAGAUGGAGUUUCAAAGAGAUCUAUUUCGUCCCCUCCCCUCAGGUGUCGACCAAUCAGACCCUGACGCCGAUCCGGCUUUGCAUAGUUUUCAUCGUGAGGAAAGACAUCGGCCGGUGUAUGCCUUGCAAAAUCGUUGUCCCCUUCUUAGCAAGUGUGUCAGCAAGCUCAUUGCUUUUAAUGCCACAGUGAAGGUAAUUAUGAAAUACAGUCGGUUGCAAGAGAUGGCGGAAGCUGAAGCGACUGACUCGAAUGAGAAUACCAACGAGGAUCAGCCUUCUCCAUUCGCACGAAUUACUUCCGACGAAUGGGAACUACAAGAACCCAUCCCGACUUCUACGCAAGACGCACAGAUUUCUUGUCCAGUUUUUGAGGAAAGUGAAGGCUCAGGCGAAAUCCCUCCACCCGAAAUACCAAGGUCUGUUGCUGAUUCCUCUAAUUCUUCUCCUUGUGAGAUGAUUGUCAUUUCCGACGGAGAAGAAGAUGUAGUCGACAGCAAUGAAAAUGUCGGGGAUGAUGAUGAUGACGAACCAGAAAUUGUGGGCGUUGAAUAUCAUCCACCACCACCGCCACCUAGACAGCAAUCAUCUCACUCUGCUGGUGUUUCUUUUUCUCAUUCCCAGCCAACAAUUCGUCACACGACAAUCAAUAAUCGGAGGUACGCUCUUCCUUUGGAAAAUGGGAGUACAAUGUUUGUCGCAAUGGCUCAACAGUGUGUGGUGCAAGUUCAGCCUCGAUCUUCGUAG